AUGUCUGAAGAAAAGCCCAAGGAGGGAGUGAAGACUGAGAACGACCACAUAAACCUGAAGGUAGCGGGGCAGGACGGCUCUGUGGUACAGUUUAAGAUCAAGAGGCACACCCCGCUCAGUAAACUAAUGAAGGCGUACUGUGAACGGCAGGGAUUGUCUAUCCGUCAGAUUCGGUUUAGAUUUGAUGGACAGCCGAUCAACGAGACAGACACACCUGCACAGUUGGAGAUGGAGGAUGAAGACACAAUUGAUGUAUUUCAGCAACAGACUGGAGGGUCAUAUUCUUAA
Molecule: messenger RNA, 288 nt
Organism: Knipowitschia caucasica
Lineage: Eukaryota; Metazoa; Chordata; Actinopteri; Gobiiformes; Gobiidae
Source: the annotation of a GenBank genome assembly